Molecule: messenger RNA, 1140 nt
Organism: Cornus florida
Lineage: Eukaryota; Viridiplantae; Streptophyta; Magnoliopsida; Cornales; Cornaceae
Exons: 2
Coding region: 200-835 (211 amino acids)
Biological process (GO): intracellular protein transport; endoplasmic reticulum to Golgi vesicle-mediated transport
Cellular component (GO): endoplasmic reticulum; endoplasmic reticulum membrane
Source: RefSeq, a predicted model, not a curated record
ACGCCCAUUCAGUUUCUCUGUUAACACUUGCCAGUCUUUUCUUCUUCUUUUUCCCUGAUCUUUCUACUCUAGCCCUCUCUUUAAUUCCGCAAAUCCCAUCUUAUGAUAACAACUCAGACACUCCUCAUCACUACCGUUAAAAUUUCCAAUCUAUCAUCGUAAACCUCUAUGAUCUGAAUUCUCCGCCGCCGCCGUCAAUAUGAUUCAACUUCUCUUCGCGUUGAUAGUGGCCGAGAUGGGUCUGAUAAUCAUGUUCGUGUUCAAAACCCCCCUGAGGAAGCUGGUGAUCAUGACUUUGGAUCGGCUGAAGCGCGGUCGUGGACCGAUUGUUGUGAAGACCGUCGCUGGGACGGUGAUCGUUGUGAUGCUGUCGAGUGCUUACACAAUGAUGAAUAUCAAGAACCGUUGGAUCGAGGAUGGUGUCGUUAAUCCGACGGAUCAGGUUCUCAUGGCCAAGCAUCUUCUCGAAACCUCUCUUAUGGGCUUCUCCCUAUUCCUCGCUCUGAUGAUAGAUAGGCUACACCACUAUAUCAGAGAACUCAGAAUGCGGAGGAAGAGCAUGGAGACUGUAAAGAAACAAAACCGAGGUUUUGAGGAUGGAAAAACUGGAGGUUUGGAAGAAAUCAAAGCCUUGGAGGAAGAGAUGAUUGCAUUGCGGGCGAAGGCAAAGGCGCUGGAGUCAGAACUCGAGGCCAAAACAAAGGAGGCAAACGAAGCAGAAGGUAAUGCAGUUGCUCUGAAAAAGCAGUCUGAAGGGUUUCUACUUGAGUAUGAUCGUUUACUCGAGGACAAUCAAAACCUCCAUACCCAGUUGCAGUCAUUGGAUCAGAAAUAGUCACUUUUUGGUAGCAAGAAGGUUAUGUAAGAAAACCACACCUGUUGCAGCACACAGUCUCUAUUACAUUUUCCUUAGUAUUAUGUGUUUUUGUUGAUCAUAGUUUAGUUGUCAUAUCAAUGCAUGAUUGCAAGGAUUGAGAGAAGAUGCGGGGGAGAAAACGAGAAAAAUAGUAAAGGAACUAAAAUUUGGGUUUAUUACUUUGUAAUGCUGAAAAUUAAUUAAUAUUGUCCAGAAGAAUUGUGAUAUGAUUGUUUUACAGUAUAUCUGUAAUAAAUGAUUUUUUUCUGCUGUUUGACUUCUAA